Messenger RNA from Mercenaria mercenaria, 8761 nucleotides. Its product is annotated as SUN domain-containing protein 2-like. Gene Ontology annotation, cellular component: nuclear envelope; meiotic nuclear membrane microtubule tethering complex. The record is from RefSeq and is a predicted model, not a curated record. The transcript has 18 exons. Lineage: Eukaryota; Metazoa; Mollusca; Bivalvia; Venerida; Veneridae. Gene Ontology annotation, molecular function: protein-membrane adaptor activity. Gene Ontology annotation, biological process: nuclear envelope organization. Bases 1186 to 3969 code for a protein of 927 amino acids.
GUUGAUGUGCCUUGAAAAUUGAACGGUUUCUUUAAUUGAAUACAAUUUCAUGAUGUUUAAAAGAAAUGGAAUUACUAGUUAUUGCAUAAAACUGGAGGAUUAUUUUCUGAAUGAGAGUAUAAGAGUAAUUUACCCCUGAACUGCAGACGUUCAGGUCAAGCAUUACCUAAUUAAGAAAAGUGGGCGGACCAGAUUACCAAAAACUGACUACACUUAUGCUAGAAGCAAAUUGGUACAGAAAGGACUAAGGAAUUCUCUGGUUCACUGAAAAAAUGGGUUGUAUUGAUUAGCUUAUUCUGCUUGCAUGGCCUGCAAUCUAAUUUCUUAAUAAUGGUCCCCACGUUUAUGAGAUUUUAACCAUAGGGUGUAUGAAUUUUCUGACAGCUAUUACUGGUUAAAGUUGCCAGAUUGAUGUUUAUUUGUCAUAUAAUGUCAUGUAAAAGUUAAUUAAGAUUGGUUGCAAAUAAAUUAGGACAAAGAAUCUGUCAGUGUGAUGCAUUUCUAGCCUAAUACCAGACCUGAGACCUUACAUCCAUUUAUUUCCAGUAUUACCAACAGCUGAACUUCUCACGUCUGCUUUCAUACUUAAUUGCAUGUUAAGUACAUUAAAUACAAAAACAUGUUUUAUGCUUUCUGUAAUAUCUGUAAUCACCUUGAAAGCAACUUGGUUGAAUCUAAUUACUUAUCAUUCUGUUUUAAAUUGCCUUUAAAUCAUCAAAACUGCCUUAGUACUGUAUAUAAGAAAAAUAGGUUUUGUUUAAACACAGUUAUGAUUUAAAAUGAACUUACCAAAGCUGGUCCAGGCAAUGUGCCUAAGAUGUCUAAUAUUAUUAAAUAUUCUAUUCAAGUGAAUACUUAAGAUUUUAUCAUAACAGAAUUUUUGUUACAGUUCUGAUCCCUGUCUUUUUAUGUUUGUUAAGAAUUAAAUGAUUGAUUUCAUUCCAACAAUAAGUGCUCUGCAUGACUUACCAAAUACAAACAGCUUUAAAAAGGUUAAACAACAUCUAAUGGAAAAAUUUGAAUAUAUCACUAACUUAAAAACUCUUGAGUGUAUUUCUGAAUGAAUUUGAACAACUUACGCCUGUGUGCAUUUUGCAUGACUCAUUCAUUCUCAAGUGGUUUUGAGGAAACUGAAUUGGGAGCUACAGUCCAAGAUUCUUUGGUAGGAAGUACGUAAAUCCGAACAUGUCUCGGUAUCGUAUACGAGGUAGAGGUGGAGCAGCAGGGAUAGAUCAGGAGGAUUUGGACUAUGAUGGUUAUCUGUCUAGCGAAUACAGCGAUGAUGAUAGGGUUGGUAAGGAGCUACAAGAUUCAGACUCUGACAUCUCGUAUGAGACAGUUUUAGAAGAUGGUAUAGAGCUGAGAUCAGGCAAAAACUUGAAAACCAUGAAAGAGAUUCUUCAUGAACAUGAUGAGAAACUACAGCAGUCAGAUUUAAUCCGAAGUGUGAACAGAACUUCUUAUACCACAUCUAAAAUAGACUCAAUGUCCAGGUCAAGGAGGGAUGCUUUUAAUGAGAAUCGGAAUGCACAGUCAAAAUCCACAAACAAAAAGGCUUUAAAAUCGAAACAAAAUCAGAAACAGUACUCCCAGUCUGAGCAGAAACAUUUAAGAAGGUCGGAUGUUGGCACUUCUGCUCAGUCAGGAUCCAUGGCAGACUAUAAUAAUGUAAGGUCUAGGCGAAGUCUGAAUACUGACUUUGCAACACAUACUAAUAUGAUACAAAAUAACACUUCAAAUAGACGUUUAAAUGGUAAAUCAACAGCGGAAAAUUAUUCAAAGUCUGGUUAUGAUGCUGUAGAUAAUGGCCGUUCCAGGCAGGGGCAUUCUGUACAAACAGUGAAAAAGACAGUGACUGAGGAAUUUGAGGAAGUGGAUAGUGGAGGGACAGAGAAAGGGACAAUAGAGGCACCAGAAAAGGCAUCUGGGUCAUGGUUGCACGGAGACAGACAUGGUCAUAAUAAUAUACACUUAUAUGGUUUAGAUUCUGAUGGUGAGUUUUCUGACUCUGAUUCCACAAUGACAAGACGUUCCAGAUACAGUACAAGUACAGGUAGUGGUUACGGAGGGUACAGUGAUGCCAGUAGCUCAGUGUCCACUGUAACUACUAUAGUCACCACUGUCACAGAAACCAUAUCAACUAUUACUAGGCCAAUUAUAAAGCCAGUGUGGGAUGCAGUGGGGGAACCAGUCUGGAACAGUGUUGGUAGACCAGUUUGGAAAUAUUUAUGUCAACCAGUCUUGUUGGCUUUUACAUCAGUUGUUUACUUCACCUGGUUGUUAUUGACUCAGCCAUUUGUCUAUAUGGCAAAAUCUGUAGGAAAUUUCUGUUCUUGGUUGUGGUCUUCAGAUUUUGAAGAGAAGUUAGAAAGUGUCUUAGUAUUUCCAGAAUGGUUAUGGAAGAAAGUCCAGUAUGUAUCAUGGCAGUUUGUGAGGCUAGAUGCUUGGUUGUUUAAAAGGAGGAGAAGUCGUGCUUGUUGUUUCUGUUUACCAAUAUUACUGUUGCUGCCUUUGCUGAUAGCUGUCUUCACUGGUGUUGAAUUAUGGAGUGAUAGUAAGUCAGCAUUGGUGGCAAUGUUUGCUCCAGAAAAAUCCACCCCACAGAUUGUAAUCAAUGAGAAACAUGAAUAUUUCCAUCACUUGAAUGACGAGGUCAGGACAAUGAUUCUACAGCUACAGUCUAACAAUAAGGACCAGUUGACGGCCGCUGAUGUGGAGGCUAUAGUAUACAGGAUAGUGGGUCAGGAAACUGCUGCACUGAAGGCUAACAUUGCAGGGGUCAACAGUGAGGCACAGUUGCAACAGGCCCAGUGGAAAACAGAACAAGGGAUAAAACUAGAACAGAUGCAGACUAAACAUGAUGCACUAUUGGCAACAAUACAGGGUUUAGAGACAACUAUAGCAGCACAGAAGAGCAGUAUGGCAGAGAAAGGUGCUGAAAUAAAGGCUGAGUCUAGUCAGUACCUGGCAGGUUUGGAAGAGAAGCUAGCAGGGUUACAAGCAGAACUGCACGAGCUGGAGAAAGAUUAUGCUGCAUUGUUAGCACGUGUAAAUGCUUGCUGUCACAAUGAAACUUACUACCUAGCAGCCGUCAAGGACAGUGUUAAUGCUAUAUUGGCAGAGAUGAUGGCUGGUCAUAUGAGUGGAAACCCAACACAGGAUGCCUUUACAGAAUGGUUACACACCCACUAUGUCAGCCGAGAUGUGUUGGACAAACGUCUGGAGGACCUGGCUUCAGAGUUGACCACGAGUGUGGUGGCCAUGAUAAAAGAUUUACAGAUUGCCCAGCAAGAACAGUACCACCAGUUUGAGCAACAGCAAGAGCAGAGUAAACAACACGCUGUACAUAUCACUAGCAAUGGCUCAGGUGUUGGAGAGCAGGUUUAUCAGGUACGACAGAUGAUUGACGAGGCCCUUUUCAGGUACAGUGCUGAUAAAAUAGGGAUAGCAGAUUACGCUCUUGAAUCAGCAGGUGGUACAGUUGUAAGCACACGCUGUUCAGAGAGCUACUACAGGAAGACAGCACUUGUCAGUGUGCUUGGUAUUCCACUGUGGUACACUUCAAACUCACCUAGAACUGUUAUACAGCCUGAAGUUUACCCGGGCCAGUGCUGGGCAUUUAAGGGAACCCAAGGUUAUAUUGUCAUCCAGACUUCCACCAUCAUCAUCCCAUCAGGCUUCACUCUAGAACAUAUCCCAAAAGCCUUGGCACCAUCAGGAGAAAUAGACAGUGCUCCAAAAGAAUUUACUGUAUUUGGGUUGGAAAGUGAGUACGACGAUAAAGGAGUAUCACUGGGUAAUUACACAUACAAUGACAAUGGGAAACCCAUGCAGUUUUUCCCUAUACAGGUACUUGGAAAUCCAAAACCGUUUUACCUCUAUGAGUUGAGGAUAAUCAGCAACUAUGGUAACCAGGAGUAUACAUGUCUCUAUAGGUUCAGAAUACAUGGGAAUUCUUACAGAGGAUAAACAUUUUCACUAUAAAACAUCUUUGCUGGGACAAAUUAUUCAGCAAGAUAGCCAAAGGGAAGAUCUGUCACAGACAACAAAUUUGGUAAAACCUGGCACAUUGUGAACUGACAGGAUGUAGUUUAAUUAAUAUUUUUUUGUUGAACAUAUUUUUUGAUUGAGAAGUUUGAAUUGUUUUUGGCACAAGAUUUGAUAACUUUACCAACACAAGAAAGAAGUGUACUGACAGAAAGUUGUGUGAGCUGUUCAGUCAAAAAGUUUUGACUUGAUGUACUGUAAUUCCGGAGAUUCUUCAUAAUUGAUGUUGGGCUAUAAAAAUCUUGCAUAAUAAUGAGUUGUAUUCAAGUUGAAAUAAGCCAUACUUUAAAAUUUGUUGUACAUUUGAAGCAUUCAAAAUUUCAGCUAUUCAAAUGCACAUUUUUUGCUUAUCCAAAACCAUGUUUUAUAAUGAAAAAGUAAUUGAAAGCAAUUCGGUAGAUGAAUAAUUUAUGAGUGUAAUUAUUGUAUCAUCGAAAUUUAUUUUUUCUAUCUAUAGGUAAAAAAACCCCAAACUUUCAGUGAUGUAAUGUGGUUGAAAUGUCCAAACUUUUUUUUAACUGAAAGGUCAAAAACUUAUAUACCACACUAUCUGUAUGGGAAAUUUCAAAGUUGGACAUACAUGUCUUUUACAAACAUGUUAAAUGAUAGAUACUACUGUUGUGCCUUCAGUCUUAAGUGAUAGUAGUUUACAGCUGUAAAUAAACCGCCUUCUUGCAAGUAUUUGACAAAUUGUCUUUACGGGUUUAUACAUGCCUGAAAUUCUUUCAUUUUAUCACAAUCUUGCCACUUCCAUAGAUAUUAUUGUAACCAUAACAGCUUUAUGUAUGUUGUUUAUAUUGAUAAGCGUAAUUUAUAUCUCGGCAACUCUUUAUGUUUCUAGGUUGUUUUAACCCACCAUAUUUAUUAUGUCUCCCACCACACAGUGGUGUGGGAGACAUAUUGAUUUACUUCUGUCUGUGUGUCUGUCUGUCUGUCUGUCUAUCACAAAGCUUGUCUGCACUCUAAGUCGAACAUUUCUCAUCCGAUCUCCACCAAACUUGAACAAAAUGUGUUUGCCAAUAAGUCCUCGGUCAAGUUUGAUAACUAGCCAAAUCGGCCCAGGCUCUUCGGAAUUAUGGCCCUUGACCAUAAUUACUGAAUCACCUAGACUCAUAAAAAUACUGAACCAUUCAUCCUAAAACUUGCUCCAAAAAUUACUGAAUUUUUUUUUACUCUUCAGAUGAUUAGGCAGUUGUGGGAGACAUGCGCUUUUCUAAAAAGCAGCUCUGGUUUGUGUUGUUAUUGUAUUCUGCCUUAUGUGUUCAGUCUACAUGAAUCUCUCAGUCGAGGGUAUUUCCUUUUUGGAUAUAUUAAUAGUAUAAAUUAAAUGUCUUUCCACCAGAAAUUGUUGAUAAUCUUAAGUGUUUAUAUUUAUCAGGAUUGAUUGUAAAUUUUGUUUGUUUGGUCAUAUCUGGGUGUAACAUAUCCUGAAAGACUGGAUUAUGCUCUAUUAAAAUAUAAAGUGUGUCAUUUUAUGCCAAAAGGAAGUGUUUUGUCCACUUCCUAAAUAUGGGCCUCUGUGUCCGAGUGGUUGUCGCUGACUUCAGAUCACUUGCUGCCCACCAAUGUGGGUUCAAGUCUCACUUGGAGCAUAGAAUUCUUCAUGUGAGGAAGCCAUCCAGCUUGCUUACAGAAAGUUGGUGGUUCUACCCAGGUUUCCACCUGUGAUUAAAUAAUGCUAAGAGGGGCACCUUGGGUCUUCCUUCUCAGUGAAAAGCUGGAAUGUCACCAUAUGACCUAUGUGUCAGCGAGAUUGUAAACCCAGCAAAAAAAAAACAACAAAAAAACACUUCCUCAAUUCUUCAGAAGGCAGUGAUUUGUUUACACAAAAAUCUUGGAAUUGUUUAGAUGUAAUACGGCCUUUAAUCAGUUUCAAUCUAAAAUACCUUGUGUGGCGAUAGAAUUUGGUGUUGGUGUGUUUUAAACAAAUAGAAAAUAGACUACUUCAUUAUUUCUGACUUAAAUAUUCUGUUAUGUUACUGUUAUAUAUAUGUACUGAAGUGAAUGUUUUCUUCAAUGAUGAUAGGUCAUGCUUUCCUACGUAUGAUUGUUAUAAAGUUAUUAAGAUUUGCUAGUCAAAAUCGUUAAUGAGUGGGUGCUAAAUGUUAAUGCUGACCAUACUAAUGUGUAUAAAUUGUUGGUGCAUAUGUGUUGUUUAGGUAUAAUACAGAAAUAAUUUCUGUGUAUUCAUUUUAUAACAGUCAGAAUUCAAUAUUGUUCUAAGUCAAACCUUUAAGGCAUAUUCAGAACAUUUGGAAGUUUAACCUUUAGCUUGCUGGUGACAAGUGAUUCUGCCUUUGCGACCAGUGCAGACCAAGAUCAGCCUGCACAUCUGUGCAGGCUGAUCAUGGUCUGCACUGUUUGCUAUUCAGUCAAUAAUUUUUCACUCACCCUUCGAAUAAUAAAUGGUACUGCCCAAAUUGAAUACAGGUAAUGGAACAGUCCAUUUUUGAAAUUUAGCAGUGUAAAGGUUAAACAAGAACUGACAUGAAGUUAUUUCAUUCCUUUUGGUGUUUGGAAAAUAUAUAUUCCAGUUGAUAAAUUUAUCUCAAAUCUUCUGUUGAUGUAGCAGAAUUUGAAAUGUAUAAAAAAUAUAUAUUUUAUGAUUUAGAAUGUUGUUGAAUAUAGACAAUUACCUUUGGUGUCAAAAUUUGUUUCAUUUAAAUAUAAGGCAGCAAUAACAUAGUCAUUGUACAUAUCAUCAAUUUUAUUUCUAUAUGAAUGCAUUAUAUUGCAUAUAAAAUGAAAUGUUAGUGAGUUUUAUGUAUCCAUGUAUUGUUGUUUGUUUUUAAUAUUAUUGUAGUUAUAUUGUUGCAGAUUUUAAUAGUGCAAUUUAUAAUGUUAAUUUAACUGUUAAGUAAUGAGGCUAAAAUACAGAAUUGUAAGUUUCUCAGGCACUGUUUGUUUAAAACUAAAUCUCCAAAUUAAAAUAUAUUUCGUGCAGUGGAGUUUAAACCGGAAACUUUCUGAAGUUAAUCCAGAUGAAAGUUUUUUUUUUGUUACCUUCUAGAUAUUUGUUAAACUUGAAUUUCAAUUUGCUGACAAAUUCUAUUAAAUUUUCCCCAGCUUAAAAAUUUAAGAACAGACAAAAAGAUUGAGGUUACAGCUUUACCAAACAAACUAUAGUGCCUGUCUGUAUUUGAUAAAUUCAUGCUGACACUUUUGUGUAUAGUACUGAAAGUGCCUCAUUGCAGCUUGUUGAAACCACAUUAUAGUUUGUAAUGUACACACACACACAUGAAAGUUUUAGCAUUGAUUAGGAUAUUGCGCAGGAAACUUAUAUACCCUUGUAGCCAAACAUUUUAGUAAAUUAUGUACCACUACCUGCAAUAGAAAUUUAACAUUGUAUCUAGAAAAGAACAUCAAAUUUACUAUGACAAGGUGAUUAUGUUUGUUGUUUUUGUCUUAGAUAAUUAGAAAAGGGUUAUUUAUCAGUUACUGUUUUUAGCUCACCUGUCACUACAGGUGAGCUUUUGUGAUCGCAUUUUGUCUACGGUCCAUCUGUCCAUACACAAUUUCUUGUGAACACGAUAGAGACCAUAUUUUACAGUGGAUUCUUAGCAAACUUGCACACAACUUGUAUUGGCAUUAUAUCUGUUCCUUUCGAAAACUGGCCAGAUCCCAUCAUGGGUUCCAGAGUUUUGCCCCUUAAAGGGCCAAAAUUAGCUAUUUUGGCUUGUGAACACGAUAGAGACCACAUUUUGCAAUGGAUUUUAAUCAAACUUGCACACAACUUGUGCUGGCCUAAUAUCUCAGUUCCUUUCGAAAACUGGCCAGAUUUCUUCAUGGGUUCCAGAGUUAAAGCCCCUUAAAGGGCCAAAAUUUGCUAUUUUGGCUUUUGCAGCCAUAUAGAGACUUCAUUUAUGGUUUGAUUUGAAACAAACUUGCAAAAUAUCUUUUGCAACAAUAUAUCUUGGAUUCUGUGAUGAAUCCAUCAGAUCCAAUAAUAGGUUCUAGAGUCAUGGCCCCUGAAAGAGCCAAAGUUUGUUAACUUUUACCUUGUGAACAUGAUAGAAGUGACAUUUAACAUUUGAUUUCUAACACACUUAUACACAACUUAAUUCACAAUAAGAUCUUGGUUUUCGAAAACUGGCUAGAUUCCAUCAUGGGUUCUUGAGUUACUGCCCCUGAAAUGUGCAAACUCUUCUGUUUUGGACUUUUCAGCCAUAUAGAGGUUUCAUUUAUGCUUUGAUUUGAUACAGACUUGCAUAAAAUGUUUAUUUUGAUGAUCUUCAUAAAAUUUGGUCAGAAUGUUUAUCUUGAUAAUACCUAGGCCAAGUUCGAAACUGGGUCAUAUGGGCUUAAAACUACGUCACCCGGUCAAAUCAAAGGAAAAGCUUGUUAACACUGUAGAGGCCAUAUUUAUGAUCUUCAUGAAACUUGGUCAGAAUGUUUAUCUUGAUGAUUCCUAGGCCAAGUUUGACAGAUGAGCGAUAUAGGGUCAUCAUGACCCUCUUGUUUAAAUUUUGGCAGCUGUUUCUGAUUUUAAGAGGCAAUUCUCAUAAAUUAUCAGUAAUUUUUCUUGACUUACAUGUACAUGGUACAGCAAAAGCAGAAAUACAUUCCUCUCUGACACAAAGUAAAUUUCAGCUCUGCUUUAAGCUAGUAUACAACAAUUUAAGGCUUUUUAUAUUCAGAUUCCAGUUUCUCACUUGAUUACUGUAGUACAAACCAACAUAUACGUCUAGUAUUUUGAAUAAAGGAAGAUAAACCA